AUGAAGAUCCUCCUCAUCUUCACCCUCUGUCUGAUCUCAGAUGGAGGAGCCUCCAAGAACAUAACAGGAUAUUCAGGAGGAGGAGUCUUUAUCAAGUGCAAGUAUCAUACAGAAUACACAGAAAAACAAAAAUAUUUCUGUAAGGGUUCAGUACCAGGCUGUUCUGACCAAAUAAAGACAGGAGCUAAAAACGAGUGGAUAAAUUCAGGAAGAUUCUCACUGUUUGAUGACACCAAAUCAGCAGAGUUCAGUGUGAAGAUCAGAGAGCUCACUGGAGAGGACACUGGGACGUACCAGUGUGGAGUUGAUAUAUCCUGGGGAAAUGACAUUUACACACCGGUGGAACUGAAGGUGAAGAAAGAUCUGUCCUAUGAGAAGUCCAUCAGUAAGACUGUCCAUGUAGGAGGAGAUUUGAAUAUCAGCUGUAAAUACCCACAAUCCUUCAGGAGAGACCCCAAGUUUCUCUGCAAGACGAGGCUGCAACGUGCUGCUUGUUCUUAUAAAGCAUCUGUUAAAGAAAGUAGAAAAUAUGUAAAUGAGGGGAAAUUCUCCCUGUAUGAUGACGGAGAAACACAAAUGUUCACUGUGAGUAUUAGAAAUGUAACUGAGAAGGACUCUGGUGAAUACUGGUGUGGAGCUGAAGCAGCCUGGACAUCUGAUCAUGGAUACAAGGUUUAUUUCACACAGAUCAACCUGACAGUUACUGAGCCACGUGUCCCAGUUUCAGCCUCGAUACCAACACAACCUUCAUCAUUAUCUGAGUCUACUCCAUCUUCUCCUCCAGCAGGAUUUCCAGUUUCCACUGUGAUCACUGUGUCUGUAAUUCUGCUGCUGCUUCUGAUUGCAAUCAUAUUCCUCACUUUGACUCUACAAAAGAGAUGCAGAGGUACAGCUUCUACUGGCAGGAGUUCUGUCCAAGGCUCAGGAAACAACCAAGGGGUUCCUCUUGAUGACUGUUACUACGAAGAGAUUAAAGACACCAGAAGACUUCCUGCCUCAGAUGAGGAAUCUUCCACAAUUUACUCUACUGCUCAACUACCCACAAUCCUCUCUGAUCCUCAAACUGUUUAUUCAAACACAGAGUUACCCACAAUCCUCUGUGAUUCUGCUGUUUAUUCUACUGCUCAACGACCCACAAUCCCCUCUGAUCAGGACAUCUACUCCACAGCUCAUUUACCCACACGUCUCUCGGCUGAGAAAUCUGAUGAAGGUCUGACUUAGGCAGCAGUGAGUUUUCACUCCAGGGCCACCAGCUCUAAUGAUGCAGUUCCACAGAUUCUCUUUAAGAAGGAAGAGGUCUCGUGUGAUUAUGAUACAGU
This is a messenger RNA of Ictalurus punctatus (channel catfish), 1319 nucleotides long. RefSeq names its product CMRF35-like molecule 8. The transcript is spliced from 7 exons. The record is from RefSeq and is a predicted model, not a curated record. Lineage: Eukaryota; Metazoa; Chordata; Actinopteri; Siluriformes; Ictaluridae. The coding region runs from base 1 to 1221 and encodes 406 amino acids.